AGAGAUAUCAUCAUUUUUCUUCAGCAAAAACGCCAUGGGAGGUCUGAAAGCUGCUGGUUUUUCAUACUUUGACAUAUGAUGUUAUAUAAUGCCCGUAAAGUGCUAAAAAGGGGAAAAAAGGCUAAGGAAGAAAAUGCCACCCUAAGUACCUCAAUCCCCUGCCCCUCAAAUCACUCCCUCGGUUCAGUUUUCUAGUACUGCAGCCUCAAACAGUCCCCAGUUUGGCAGAGCAGCUAGAAUGAUGAUGUUCCCCGGAAAGAAACUACUCCCUCUGCUUGUUUUCAUCCUUGCAUGCCUUUCUAUACUCAGACUUGUUAAAAUUGCCAUCAAUACUUCACAUUCUUCAUCUCCAGCUGCUGCUUUCUCGUCGUCUGUGGAACAGAAAGUUCCAUCAAAUGCAGCAGGGGUAUACAUAGGUUCACAUAAAACCUCCCUCAAUGCAACUCUUCUCGCCCCCAAGGAGUUCAUGUUUCUUUCCGAUCUCAUUAGGCGUAAAGCACCUUGUAACCUUCUUAUUUUUGGUCUUCAACCCCAAUACCUCAAUCUCUCAUCAAUUAAUGCAGGUGGCAUCACUAUUUUUCUGGAGGAUGACCCUUACAAGAUAAGUGAAAUCGAUGCUGAUUCUAAUGGGACUCAUAUUUAUAAGGUUGAGUACGAGGUACCAGCAAAGAAGGCAUACGAACUGCUCAAGCAUGCAAGGGAAAGUCCUGCUUGUGCUCCUGCCACUAGUUUGCUCCUACAAUCAACUUGCAAAUUGGCAUUGAGAAGUUUACCAAAACAAGUGUAUCAGCUUAAAUGGGAUGUGGUGGUGGUAGACGGACCAAUUGGGGACGCACCAGAAGCACCAGGCAGGAUGUCCACCAUCUACACUGCAAGCAUGUUAGCCCGAGCUGGGACGACGACUCAUGUUCUGGUACACGACGUUCAUCGGACGAUUGAAAAAUGGUUUUCUUGGGAAUUCCUUUGUGAAGAGAACUUGGUUUCUUCUAAAGGAAAGUUCUGGAAUUUUAGCAUCUCCAAUCACUCAAAUUCUACAAGGUUUUGCUCUUCUGAUACGGUUCGGAUAGUGAAUUAGCCUUCCUUUUCUGAAGCAACAGAACAAUCAGUAGCAUCAUUGCUACGGGUUGGGCAUCCUAAAAUUUGGGAAUAAGAAAACAUCACAUUGUGCAUUAUAAAAGAUAUAUUUGAUCAGAUGUUAUAUAUAAAUAACAUAUUUAUCCCCUACUUAGUUAUUGCUGGAAUUCAGGCUCGAACGGGCAUGAUAUAUUAACCUUUAGCAUUAUGAGAGUGCAAAUACCUGGAAUUAGAUAUUUCUUUCAUGUGCCAUGCGUGUAAAUGAACACUACAUGCUCCAGGUCAGUCAAAAUCGGAGAAUGUGACUGCCUUGUUGCAUAAUCUGUUGGUAUCAGUGUAAAUUUAGAAGCAAUAGAUGCACUUAGUUGGUACUAAAA
Gossypium arboreum is the source of this 1451-nucleotide messenger RNA. Its product is annotated as protein IRREGULAR XYLEM 15-like. NCBI's taxonomy places the organism in Eukaryota, Viridiplantae, Streptophyta, Magnoliopsida, Malvales, Malvaceae. Gene Ontology annotation, biological process: xylan biosynthetic process. The transcript is spliced from 2 exons. Bases 239 to 1075 code for a protein of 278 amino acids. The record is from RefSeq and is a predicted model, not a curated record.